AUGUCAGAGCCCAUUCCAGGCCCGCCCGGCCUUCCAAUUCUGGGCAACAUCAACAGCAUCGACCGAACAGACACUACCACCAGUCUCUGCCACCUUGCCGACACGUAUGGCCCCAUCUUCAAGCUUACCUUCGGCGGUAACGAGAGGCUCUUCAUCUCGACCCACGCCUUGAUGGAUGAAGUAUGCGACGAGACGCGGUUUACGAAAAUGGUCUCUGGCGGCUUGGAACAAAUUUGGAACGGCGUUGCAGAUGGCCUCUUCACAGCUUACCCUGGAGAACACAAUUGGGAAAUCGCACACCGAGUGCUGAUGCCGGCUUUUGGUCCGGUCUCUAUUCGUUCCAUGUUUGACGAGAUGCACGACAUAGCGUCGCAAUUGGUGGCGAAAUGGGCGAGGUUUGGCCCCAAGGAGAAGAUCAACGUGACGGAAGAUUUCACCCGACUGACAUUAGAUUCGAUUGCCUUAUGCGCCAUGGAUACCCGUUUUAAUAGCUUUUAUCACGAGGAGAUGCAUCCGUUUGUUAAUGCGAUGGUCGGCUUGCUACAAGAAUCAGGUGCGAGAGCAAGGAGACCGGCGGUUAUGAAUUACUUCAUGCGCUCAACCCAACAGAAGUAUGACUCCGAUAUUGCCCUGUUGAAAAAGGUUGCCUCAGAAGUUGUCGCUGAACGCAAAUCAAAUCCGAUUGACAAGAAAGAUUUGUUGAAUGCAAUGAUAAACGGGAGGGAUCCGAAGACUGGCGAAGGAAUGACUGAGGAGAGCGUCUUGAACAAUAUGAUCACAUUUUUGAUUGCCGGUCAUGAAACUACCAGUGGUCUUCUGUCAUUUCUCUUCUAUAAUCUCAUCAAAAACCCGGCUGCAUACCAUGCUGCACAACAACAAAUUGACGAAGUUGUCGGUCGCGGGCCAAUUACCGUAGAUCAUAUGUCAAAACUUCCUUAUAUCGAGGCAUGUCUAAGGGAGACGCUUAGACUCACACCAACUGCCCCCGCUUUUGUUCUCCAGGCCCGGCCCGACACCACGGAGGAUCAUGUGUACCUGGAAGGUGGAAAGUAUGAAAUCAAAAGGGGCCAGGGGAUUGUCGCCUUACUCUCACAAAUCCACCGUGAUCCAGCUGUUUAUGGCAAUGAUGCCAAUUCCUUCAGGCCCGAGAGGAUGCUGGACGAACCUUUCUCGAAGCUCCCUAAAAACUCCUGGAAGCCUUUUGGAAAUGGCAUGCGUGGAUGUAUCGGUAGGCCGUUUGCUUGGCAAGAGUCAAUCCUCACCACCGCCCUUCUUCUCCAGAACUUCAAUUUCCGUUUCCACGACUCGAGCUACCAACUCCAGAUAAAGCAAACCCUUACGAUCAAGCCGAAAGACUUCUUCAUGCAUGCUACUCUGAGAGAUCACGUCGAUCCUGUCCAUCUUGAAAAGAUGCUUCACAUGGGUUCGUCGGUAACAGUUCAAAAUCCGGAGAAGAAUGACAAGGUCCAUGCUUCUGCAUCUGAAGAACCAAAGAAAUCGAUGAGAAUACUCUACGGCUCGAAUGCUGGGACAUGUGAGGCAUUGGCUCAGAAUCUGGCGAGAGCCGCAUCGAGUCGAGGAUACCGUGCUCAGGUGGAUCCACUCGAUUCGGCUGUUGGUAAUGUAUCCAGGGGCCAGCCAGUGGUCUUGAUUUGUUCGAGCUAUGAAGGUCAACCUCCUGAUAACGCCGUCCAUUUUGUGGAAUGGCUUCGAAAUCUGGCAGGAGAGGAACUGGAAGGGGUAAAGUACGCCGUAUACGGCUGUGGAAACCAUGAUUGGGCUGCCACUUUUCACAGGGUUCCGAAGCUUCUCUAUUCCACAUUUGAAGAACAUGGCGCCGGUAGAAUCGCCGAGAUUGGUCUUGGAGAUGUGGCUAGGGGCGACAUAUUUGACGAUUUUGAUAAAUGGCAAGACGAACAAUUCUGGCCAUCCCUUGGAGGUGAGGUCGAUACAGAAGAGUCUGGAAUUGGGAUCGAAAUUAAUACAGCUUCUCGUCGGUCUACCCUCCGCCAGGACGUCAAGGAAGCUAUCGUCGUGCGCAACGAACUAUUGACAGCGCAGGGGGUCCCUGAGAAGAGACAUAUUGUGUUGAAUCUCCCAACCGGAAUGACAUACAAGGUCGGGGACUAUGUCGCGGUUCUACCUAUGAAUGACCAGAAAAAUGUCCGCCGAGUCAUGAAGCAUUAUGGCCUGCCCUGGGAUGCGAUGCUAACGAUAAAGGUUGGGGCAAAUACGACUUUGCCAACUGGUCAUCCGAUUUCUGCGAUGGAUGUGUUGGGCGCAUAUGUUGAGCUGAACCAAACAGCAACGCGAAAGAAUAUUGUGCGCAUUGCUGCGAGCACUCCGGACGAGCAAGCUCGUGCCAAGAUCCUGGGCCUCGCCGGGAAACGUUUUGAGAGCGAGAUCGCAAUGAAGAAUCGCUCUCCCUUAGAUCUGCUUGAGGAAUAUCCGACGGCUAUGCUACCCUUUGCAGAUUUUCUUGCUAUGCUGCCACCUAUGCGCGUCCGUCAAUAUUCGAUAUCUUCAACUCCUCUGUCAGAUCCAACGACGGCGGCACUGACGUGGUCCGUCCUCGAUACUCCUUCGAAAGCCGCAGACUCAAAACAAUUUCUAGGCGUUGCAUCGAACUAUCUGUCAAGCGUAGAGGCAGGUGACUUGGUUUAUGUGGCCGUCAAACCAAGUCAUGGGAACUUCCAUCUCCCAAAUGAUAUAGAGAAUACCCCUCUGAUAAUGGUCUGUGCCGGGUCUGGUCUUGCUCCUUUUCGUGGUUUUGUCCAAGAGCGAGCAAUACAGGUCCGGGCCGGUCGCAGACUUGCUUCUGCUUACCUAUUCAUUGGUUGCACACAUCCAGAUAAAGAUGCUCUAUUCAAGGAUGAACUUCAACAAUGGGAGGAGGACGGAGUGGUGAAAGUAUUCUAUGCAUAUUCAAAAGCCAAAGAACAGAGCAAAGAGUGCCGGCACGUGCAAGACAGACUCUGGAAAGAAAGAGAAGAAAUGAUCAAGGUCUUCCUCGAAGGUGCGAAACUGUACGUUUGCGGGUCGAGUAUGGUCGGGGAGAGUGUGGCGAGUGUGACGAAAAGGAUCUAUCAGGAUUAUGCGGAGUCUCUGGGGAAGCCCAAGACGGACGAGGAGGUUGAGCACUGGUUCCAGGAAAUCAAGAGUGAUCGCUAUGCUGCAGAUGUAUUUGCUUAGAGUCUCAGAUCUCGGUGAUAAUAGCCCAGGAAGCUCAACAUUUUCAACUUCUGGCUCAAUCGGGAAGAUAUCCAGCCAAAUUUAGGGGGU
Amorphotheca resinae ATCC 22711 is the source of this 3282-nucleotide messenger RNA. RefSeq lists its product as hypothetical. NCBI's taxonomy places the organism in Eukaryota, Fungi, Ascomycota, Leotiomycetes, Helotiales, Amorphothecaceae. The coding region runs from base 1 to 3192 and encodes 1063 amino acids. Gene Ontology annotation, cellular component: cytosol. The transcript has 7 exons. Gene Ontology annotation, molecular function: flavin adenine dinucleotide binding; FMN binding; heme binding. The record is from RefSeq and is a predicted model, not a curated record.